UUAGAAGCAUGUUGUUUAAAAUUAUUUGUGUGGUAUGUCAUUCUGCAAGACACGGCAGACGGCACGUAGAGACUUUUAUUUUGACACAUACGUGGUUUGAACAGGAAAAGGAAGCAGCACACGCUGUGCACAAGUUUGACCCUUGUGGAUCUAGAAUUUAAUUCAGCACUACAGCAUCUGUGAUUUAGAACCAUGAGACUCACAACGUUGCUUUCAAUGGCUGCAAAAGCUGCUUUUCCACAUGAUUAUCGUUAUGGGACGAACAGACCGUGGACGCUAGCGGCGCGCCGUCUCAACCCACCUGGCAGGAAAAGAAGAAAGGUUUUUGUUGAACCAAUUGCAAAUGAGGACUGGCAUGUUCUGAAAGGAGAUACAGUGGAGAUUUUGGCUGGUAAGGACAAAGGGAAACAGGGUAAAGUUGUUCAGGUCUUUAGACAUCGGAACUGGGUCCUACUCGAAGGGUUGAACACGCAUUACAGGUAUGUUGGCAGAUCUGGAGAUUACAGGGGUACAUACAUCGCCAGUGAAGCGCCUCUGUUGCUGAAGGAUAUUUCGCUUAUCGACCCUACUGACAGGAAACCUACAGAAAUUGAUUGGAGAUACACAGAAGAGGGUGAGAAGGUGCGUGUAUCCAUCAGGACAGGACGCAUUAUUCCCAAACCAGUGUAUACGAGAAAAGAUGGCAUCAUUCCCCAGCAAUGGAAAGAUGGACCUAAAGACACAUCUACUGAGGACGCUCUUCAGAAAACAUACACACCUUCUUUGAAAACCCUUGAGGAAGAGGUUAUGGAGAAAAUGAACAUUCAGGAAGAUAGGAGGCCUCGUAAGGCCUAUUGGUACUGAGAUACCACAGAGACUGUGAACAUUGAAGCAACUGUUAUUCAAAUUCAAAGGUUAUUUAUGAUGGAAAUAAAGUGUGUUUGGCAGCCUUUCUCAAUAAACCAACUAAGUGCUAAGUGUA
Molecule: messenger RNA, 961 nt
Organism: Misgurnus anguillicaudatus (oriental weatherfish)
Lineage: Eukaryota; Metazoa; Chordata; Actinopteri; Cypriniformes; Cobitidae
Gene: mrpl24
Product: mitochondrial ribosomal protein L24
Biological process (GO): translation
Cellular component (GO): ribosome
Molecular function (GO): RNA binding; structural constituent of ribosome
Source: RefSeq, a predicted model, not a curated record